AUGUCGGAGCCCGGCGCCCCCGCGGCCGGUGAUAAAGCGCCCCGGCUCCAGGACCGUGUCCUUCGUGGGCUGCGCUGGGGACGCCUCCAAGAGCCCCUGGGCUUCAUCAAGGUGCUGGAAUGGCUCUUUGCCAUCUUCGCCUUCGGCUCCUGCGGCUCCUUCAGCGGUGAGACCGGAGCCACAGUGAAAUGUGACGGCAAAGGAUUGACAGCCAUCAACAUCCAGUUCGGGUACCCCUUCAGGUUAUACCAGAUUUCCUUCUCGAUGCCGAAUUGUAAUGGUGAAGAACUCCACACCCUGUACCUCGUUGGUGAUUUCUCCGCUCCUGCCGAGUUUUUCGUGACCCUGGGGGUCUUCUCCUUCCUCUACUCCAUGGCGGCUCUGGUGCUCUACCUCCGCUUCCAUUCCCUGUACACCGAAAACACAAAACUCCCCUUCACAGAUUUCUGCGUCACCGUCUGCUUUGCCUUCUUCUGGCUGGUGGCAGCGGCAGCAUGGGGCAAGGGGCUGAGCGAUGUGAAGGCAGCCACACGCCCCUCCACCCUCAUCGCUGCCAUGGGGGCCUGCCAGGGCGAAGGCGUGACCUGCGACGCCGGCACCACGCCGGCCAUGGGGCUGGCCAACAUCUCAGUGCUCUUCGGGUUUCUCAACUUCCUGCUGUGGGCCGGGAACUGCUGGUUCGUGCUGCGGGAGACGCCGUUGCUGCGGCCGCCCGAGCCCCGCGACAGCGCGGCCGAGCAAGGCGCCAUCGACAAGCAGUAA
This is a messenger RNA of Sturnus vulgaris (Common starling), 762 nucleotides long. NCBI's taxonomy places the organism in Eukaryota, Metazoa, Chordata, Aves, Passeriformes, Sturnidae. The record is from RefSeq and is a predicted model, not a curated record.